Messenger RNA from Anguilla rostrata (American eel), 2988 nucleotides. Its product is annotated as coagulation factor VII-like. Gene Ontology annotation, molecular function: serine-type endopeptidase activity; calcium ion binding. Gene Ontology annotation, biological process: blood coagulation; proteolysis. Lineage: Eukaryota; Metazoa; Chordata; Actinopteri; Anguilliformes; Anguillidae. The coding region runs from base 600 to 1904 and encodes 434 amino acids. Gene Ontology annotation, cellular component: extracellular region. The record is from RefSeq and is a predicted model, not a curated record. The transcript is spliced from 8 exons.
AUGGCACGCUGUCCAGAGAACUUGUUCGCUUUACGGCUGUGUGGCUUGUGAGCAGCCCAUACGCUCUGUUGGGUAACGCACGAACACAUACACACCAUGAACACUCACACAAGUGCGCAAACACACUCACAGUGCAUGUGUAGUACAUCUCCCGAGGAAGACCAUUUUGCAUUUGGUGGAUCACGUCCAUGAAAUAUUCUGUAAAAAUGAAAUCCGUGUUUAUUCAUAAUUAUUCAAAAAUAUUUGCUCACUGACAAAUAGUGGUUGAGCAUCUUACAUUAGAAACUCUCAAACAUUCUGAUCUUACACUUAUCACUGGACAAUCCCAACUGCCAAAAAUGUACAGUAUAUGUGUUUUCAUGGGGGACUGGGGGAUCAAGGCAUGUGUGAAUGUGUGUGUCUACACGGUGUGAUGAUACGUAUAUGUGUGUGUCUACAUGGCGUGUGUGUGUGUGUGUGUGUGUGCAGGUGAGUGAGGAGGCACAUAUGUACAUGGCAUGUGUUUGUGUGAGGAUGUGGUGUGAGAACAGUCCCGGGCUCUGAGUCAGCGACAUUUGGACUUUGAUCGUGGUCCUGAGCCAUCCUCCAGAAGCCCUGCAAUGACAGCAAUGGAGUCCAAGGCACAGAGAGCGACGCUCCGCUACCUGCUACUGUUUCUCUGCUGGAUCUCGGUCAGCCUUGGAACUCACGGAGCGACCGUGUUCCUGAGGAGACCAGAGGCAAGCGGUGUGCUGACACACAGAACGCGGCGCGCCAACUCCCUCUUCGAGGAACUGAAGCUGCCGGACCUGGAAAGAGAGUGUUUGGAGGAGAAGUGUUCCUACGAGGAGGCACAAGAGAUCUUCACUGUUCCCGAAAACUUGAAUGAUUUCUGGAAGAGUUACACAGAGGAGGAUGCCUGCAGUCCCAGUCCCUGCCAGAAUGGAGCCACCUGUCUGGACCAUGUGAACUCCUACACCUGCAUCUGUCCCUCUGGGUUCGAGGGAAAGGACUGUGGCACAGCAGACCCGAGCUCCCUCAGCUGCCUGUACAACAACGGAGGGUGUGAACACUUCUGCAAUGAGGGGCCCGGCUCGCUGCUCCAGUGCAGCUGUGCCCCCGGCUACCGCCUGGCUGAAGACAACUCCACCUGCCUGCCAGCAGUCCCUUUCCCAUGCGGCAGAGUGGUGGGGAGCUUCAACCCCAGGAUUGUGAAAGGUGAUGUGUGCCCCAAGGGCGAGUGCCCAUGGCAGGCGAUGCUGGAGCAUAAUGGGUUGUAUACAUGUGGAGGCAUUAUCCUGGACACCCGAUGGGUCCUCACGGCUGCACACUGCGUGUGGCGAACACGGGCAACGGACCUGCGGGUUACCUUGGGUGAGCACAUCCGCCUGAUGGACGAGGGCACGGAGCAGGUGAAGAAGGUGGCGCGGUUCUUCGUCCACCCGAGCUACAACCUGUCCUCCGCGGACGGCGACCUGGCCCUGCUGCAGCUGGACUCGGCGAUGGUGCCGGGCCCGUUCGCGCUGCCCGCCUGCCUGCCGCCGCGCGGCGGGGACUUCGCCCGGAGCGCGCUGGCGGCGGUGCGGAGCUCCACGGUGAGCGGCUGGGGCAAGCUGGCGCAGUCCGGCCCGGAGUCGCUCAUCCUGCAGCGGCUGGAGGUGCCGCGCGUGCCGCUGCAGGAGUGCCGCGCCCAGAUCAGCCUCACCAUCACCGACAACAUGCUGUGCGCCGGCUUCCUGGGCGGGGUGCAGGACUCCUGCCAGGGGGACAGCGGGGGCCCCCUGGUCACCCGCUACAGGAACACCUGGUUCCUGACGGGCGUGGUGAGCUGGGGCAAAGGGUGCGCCCAGUCGGGUUUCUACGGAAUCUACACCCGCGUCUCCAGCUACCUGCCCUGGAUCCACGCCACCAUGGCCGGUGUGUGACGGCCGCGAGCUCCCCCCGUUACCGCCAGGUUUACGCUGGAGCGGUGGCCGGUAGACGGCGGUACCUCAGUUUUUCCAGAAAAUAUCCUGUGGGACUCUUGAUAAUGCAUUUUUUUUGGAGGGAGUCUGCCUCUUGCUCUGCCAUUUAUAGAGCGUGUCUGCUCUAAGUAACUUCAGCUCCAGCUGAAAAGGGCAAAGUAUUCAAAAAAUAACUGUUUAGGCAACUGAAUUAACCUUAUUUGAGCAGAGAGGACUAAGGCUAAAAGAAAGCAGUUCUAAUUCACCAACAAAGUAAUUAAUAAACUGAGGAAGGGUAUAAUAAUGAUGACAAUGUUGCAUAAAGUAAACAUCUGUCCACCAGAUUUUGAUAUAAUUUAUGAACAAAUAUAUUGAUAUUGGAGGCCUAUUUAUACAUAAGUCCUCUCUAUGGUGCUGUGGACCUACGCCAUCAGUUCAGACUUUCUGAUGAACCCACAGGACGUGCUGACAUAGAUAGGGGGUUAUCAUUGGCUGUGGAGGUGCCAGCAAGACCAGUUUAAAGAAUAACAACAAAGGGAAUGAAACAUAACAAUUGCAUCAGGAACAACCUGAUUAAUGGCAUCUCCAGAGGAAAUGUGGGUCUUGUGCAAGAAAACACCCCAUGAGCCAUAACAAUCAGAACUAGGAUAUGAAAUACAUGUUAAAACACCCAGAAUACCGUAAUACUCAAUCGACUUUUGGGGGACUUUUUAAAUUUUAGCAAAUCUGACACCGUCCUGGCCACAUUUGAAGUAUUUUGUCAAUUUAGAACAACCUUGUAAAACUUUGGUAUAUCUAUUUCCAUAAUCCAGAAUGAGUUACAUGUUCAUUGAACAUAAUAUAUGUCCUGAAGAGCCAAAAAUGACCCAAAAAACAGCCUGAAGUGUUUUUGAAUGAAAAACUGAAAUAAGGGUAAUCUCAAGAAUACUCACCAAAUAACCAAAUCAGAUACAGAUACAUUAUUAGGCUGAAUAAAGGGCAUUUUACAAAUGAUUAUCAUAUAAUGUAAUUUUCAAGUAUUUACAAUAUUGUAUCUAACAAAAAAAUAAAGAACAUUAUUUCCAAA